Molecule: messenger RNA, 1680 nt
Organism: Homarus americanus (American lobster)
Lineage: Eukaryota; Metazoa; Arthropoda; Malacostraca; Decapoda; Nephropidae
Product: formin-2-like
Exons: 4
Coding region: 1-1680 (559 amino acids)
Source: RefSeq, a predicted model, not a curated record
AUGGACGUAUGUAAUAGGGCCCUAGGAGUGUCCCAGGGCUCCCCGCCUUCUUUGGGAGAAUUCAUAGGGCCGCGCCUUGAUACCGUCCUAGGGUCCCAGUCGUCCCUGGGAGUUUCCAUGGGGACUCCGCUGCUCCCAUUAGGUUCCUGGAAGACCCCGGCAUCCCUGGGACGUUUCCUGGGACUCCUGUUGCAUCUGGGAGAGUCCCAGGGGUCUUCGCCGCCCCUUGGAGGGACCCAGUGGCUCCCACUCGACCCUGGGAUGGUCCCUUGGGUCCCAGGUGCUACCGUGGAUCCCGUAAGGGUCCCAGGGACCCCAUCGAUUCUGGGAGGGUGCUUGGGGCCCUCGAUGCCCCUGAGUGGGUACUCACCGCACCUGGGUCGGUCCUAUGUGUCCCCUCCGGCCCUUCGAGGUUCCCUGGGGGCCCCAGCAGCCACUGGGGUCCCUGCCUUCUUUGGGAGAGUUCCUGGGGCCCGUGCCUUCCUUGAGACUGUCCCAGGGGCUCCAGUCGCCCCUGGGAGUUUCCAUGGGGCUCCGCCGCUCCAGGGAGGUUCCCAGACGACCCCGGCAUCCCUGGGAGGUUUCCUGGGACUACUGCUGCAUUUGGAAGAGUCCCAGGGGUCCCCGCCACCCCUUGGAGGGACCCAGUGGCUCCCACUCCACCCUGAAAUGGUCCCUUGGGUCCCAGUCCACCAAUCAAAUUUAAGUAAGGAAUUGAUGGACGUAUGUAAUAGGGCCCCUGGAAAUGCGGCUCCUGAAGUGUCCCAGGGCUCCCCGCCUUCUUUGGGAGAAUUCCUAGGGCCCAUGCCACCCUUGAGACUGUCCCAGGGGCCCCAGUCGCCCCUGGGAGUUUCCAUGGGGACUCCGCCGCUCCAGGGAGGUUAUCAGACGACCCCGGCAUCCCUGGGAGGUUUCCUGGGACUACUGCUGCAUUUGGGAGAGUUGCAGGGGUCCCAGCCGCCCCUUGGAGGGUCCCAGUGGCCCCCACUCGCCCCUGGGAUGGUCCCUUGGGCCCUAGGUGCUCCCGUGGAUCCCGGAAGGGUCCCAGGGGCCCCCGUCGCCUCUAGGAGGGUGCUUGGGGCCCUCGAUGCCCCUGAGUGGGUACUCAUCGCACCUGGGUUCCUGGGGCCCGCGCUGCCCUUGAGACCGUCGCAGGGGCCCCAGUUGCCCCUGGAAGUUUCCAUGGGGACUCCACCGUUCCUGGGAGGUUCCCAGAAGACCCCGGCAUCCCUGGGAGGUUUCCUGAGACUCCUGCUGUAUCUGGGAGUCUCUCAGGGGUCCCUGCCGCCACUUGGAGGGACCCACUGGCCCCCACUCGCCCCUGUGAUGGUGCCUUGGGUCCCUGGUGCUCCAGUGGAUCCCGGAAGUGUCCCAGGGGCCCCCGUCGCCUCUGGGAGGGUGCUUGGGUCCCUCGACGCCCCUGAGAGCGUCCUCACCGCACCUGGGUGGGUCCUAUGGGCCUCCUCCGCCCCUGUGAGGAUCCCUGGGGUCCCAGCAGCCCCUGGGAGGGUUACAGGGGCCCCGCCGAUUGUGGGAGGAUCCAAGGAGCCCCACUGCAUAUGGGAAGGAUUCAGGGGCCCCAAUCGCUUCCACAAGGAUCCCAGGGGCCCCACCACCUCUGGGAGUGUCCCCGCCGGACAUGGGAAGGUCCCUGGGGGCAGUUGUUUUUCUGCUAUUUAG